ACUGAUAAAAAUCUAAAACAGCAAUUUUGUUUUUAAUCAAAACCGAGUUAAUUGAAUCCGAGAAUUCAUUAGAAUACAAGUGCUAGGAAAUCAUUAAGGAGACCGCAGACUAUUCAAAGUCAAUUCUUCCUCAUCAAUCCGCAAUAGUUAUAUACAUUUAUCAAUUGUCGGCCAAUUUCCUCAAAAUAUUCUUAAAAUUAAGAAGGCGCAGCUGAAACUGAGGAACUAAAACAAUGGAGAGUUUGUUGGUGCGCAUGUGCAUCGAGGCGGCGACUGAGAGCGCCGUCGCCGUGGAUAAGUGGCGGAGGCAGCGGCGAACUCUUGAGCGCAUGCCGUCUCAUCUCGCUGAGGCUCUCCUUCGCCAUCUCCUCCACCGCCGCAUGCUUUAUCCCUCUCUUCUCGAAGUUUUCAAAUACAGUGUAGAGGCCAUCGAUCUAAGGGGUGAAAGCUUUGUGGAUGCUGAAUGGAUGGCAUACUUGGGUGCAUUCCGCUAUCUGAAUUCUUUGAUUCUGGCAGACUGCCAUAAAAUCAAUAAUGCAGCUCUUUGGAACAUAACAGGCAUGACAAAUUUAAAGGAGUUGGAUCUUUCAAGAUGCUCCAAGAUAACAGAUGCUGGAAUACAACAUCUAUUAUCACUUCCGGCCCUUGAGAAGUUACGGAUCUCUGAAACAGGUGUUACUGCAGAUGGUGUUGCAAUUCUCGCUUCGCUGCAAAACUUAUUGCUGUUGGACCUGGGCGGUUUACCUGUCACUGAUUCAGCUCUGAAUUCUCUUCAGACUCUCACGAAGUUGCAACAUUUAGACCUUUGGGGGAGUGAAGUAUCUAAUGAUAGUGCGAUUGUACUCAAGAUGUUCCCAAAUUUGAGUUUCUUAAACCUAGCUUGGACCAAUGUAACAACGUUGCCCAAUUUGCCCUCUCUUACAUGCCUAAACAUGAGUAACUGCACUAUAGAUUCUCUAUCUGAAGGAGAGGACCAGAAACCGCGUCUAGAGAAAGUAAUAUUCUCUGGAGCUAUAAUUGGUAACAUUUCAGAAGUCUUCCAACAUGUUGAAACCAGUAGACUUUCUUACUUAGACAUGUCCAACUCUGCGCUUCAGUCGUAUAGCUUUUUGUCUUCUAUGAAUGCAAUGAGCGAUUUGAACCUGAGUGGUAGUGGACUGGUUGACGAUUCAGUUGAACACAUUGUACGCAUAGGAGCAAGUUUGAAACACUUGAAUCUCAACAAUACAAAAGUAAGUUCAGAAGGUGUUAAUACAUUUGCUGGCCAUGUUCCGAAUCUCGAGACCCUAUUGUUGUCUGGCACUCCCAUUGAUGACGCAGCUGUAUCUUUUAUUAGCAUGAUGCCGGCGCUGAAAGUCGUCGACCUGAGCAGAACGCAUGUGAAAGGUCUGAUGCAAUUGGGCAGCGCACCUGAUGAGGUCCCAUCAUUUUCUGCACUAGAAAGCCUCAAUCAUUUAGAAAGCCUGGAUUUGGAAUUAUUACAUAUUAAGGAUGCCGCAGUGCGCCCUCUGACUAACAUGAGCAGAUUGAGCUAUUUAUCUCUGCGAAGUGUCUCCCUCACAGACGAAGCAUUAUAUCACAUCUCCUCAGCUGCACAAUUGACACAUCUUGGUGUUCGUGAUGCUGUGGUGACGGAUAUCGGGCUCGAUGCUUUCGCCCCUCCUACAGCCUUGGAAAUUCUUGAUCUCAGGGGGUGCUGGCUAUUAACAAAGGAUGUUCUCUUGCGUUUCUGCCAAAAGCAUCCUCAACUUGAAGUGAGGCACGAGUUUCUCGACAAAAUAAAAGAACACUCAUCUCCAUCACGAGCAACUACGAGGACCCCAAAAAGCAAGAACAGGCCGGGGAGUUUGUUCGCGCCACCCCUUGGAUCUGGUCAAAAUUUUCUAGAUCAAAGAUUAAAAUACAGCAGACAAGAAUUACUAGGCCUUCAAUGUUCGCCAACAGUAAUUCCGAUUUCCGGUAGUCAAAGUAAUUCAUUGCCUUAAUCUCUGUGAAAUGCAGCUUCUUAAUAUGCAGGUGCGCCUGCUCAACUCUACUUGUACGAUGUUGUGUUUCUGUAUUUGAUCGAAUAGAAAUACUCUGAUUCUCUCA
This is a messenger RNA of Salvia miltiorrhiza (redroot sage), 2091 nucleotides long. RefSeq lists its product as uncharacterized. NCBI's taxonomy places the organism in Eukaryota, Viridiplantae, Streptophyta, Magnoliopsida, Lamiales, Lamiaceae. The coding region runs from base 234 to 1985 and encodes 583 amino acids. Gene Ontology annotation, molecular function: protein binding. The record is from RefSeq and is a predicted model, not a curated record. The transcript has 7 exons.